CAUAGAUCCAAAAAAAACAAAGCAAAAAGAAGUUGUGAUAUUUCCCUCCACCUAAAACCCUUCCUUGGUUUGGUUUCUGCCAUGGUCGUCUCUUUUUCAUUCUUGAGCUUUGAAUUGAACUCUCUCAGAAAAUGGGUAUGAAGUUAAGAAAUCGAUGAGUAAGACUAGAGCACAAGGUUUGGCGUCUCUUUCCCUUUUCCUAAAAUGCAAUUUUCGACUCGUCUCCAUCUCCUUGCAAGGCCUCUACUCUCUUCCUCUUUCCUCUAUCCUUCGCGCAAGAAUGGAUUUAGAGAAAUAAUGACCAGGAUUGGCGUAAACACCUGCUCGCUUUCUACUACAGUUUCAGCUGAAGCUUCAGAUUUAGAAUGUGAUGAGAUCCAUGAUGAUGUCAAAGCAGCAGAGAAAAAUAAUGCACUUUGUUUGGCUGUCUCACAGCUUGCUAGCGAGUUUAGCAAGGAGUCAAUGUUAUCUUUGCAGAAGUUUUUUCGUGUACGCUAUGCCAAUGUGGUAUCUACGGGCUCCCUAAAGCUUGAUAUAGCUCUUGGAAUUGGAGGAUUACCAAAGGGUAGGAUUGUUGAAAUUUAUGGGCGAGAAGCAGCUGGUAAGACAACACUUGCCCUUCAAAUUAUUAAAGAAGCUCAAAAGCUUGGAGGAUAUUGUGCAUAUCUUGAUGUAGAAAGUGCAUUAGACCUUUCACUUGUGGAGUCAAUGGGUGUAAAUACCAAAAACCUUCUCAUCUCAAAUCCUGAUUGUGCUGAAAAUUUGUUGAGCAUGGUUGAUACACUAACAAAAAGUGGAGCUGUAGACGUGAUUGUGGUUGAUAGUGUUGCUGCUCUUGUCCCGAAAUGCGAACUUGAUCAAUUAGGAGUUGCUACAAGUCAAGAUUUACAUUCGCGAAUAAUGACUCAAGCACUACGGAAAAUUCAUUAUUCAUUAUCUCGCUCCCAAACUCUCUUAAUUUUUGUCAAUCAGGUUAGAUUUAGUCCAAAAGCAUUUGGGGGACGCGGACCUAUGGAAGAAGUCACUUGUGGUGGAAACGCUUUGAGAUUCUAUGCAGCUGUUCGUUUGCGACUUUCAAGAAUGGGAUUGAUAAAAACUGAAGAUAAGGUUGAGGGUAUCACUGUCUGUGCGCAAGUGGUAAAAAAUAAACUAGCACCGGCAGCAAUGAAAAAGGCUGAACUGGGUAUCAAGUUUGGAAGAGGCUUUUGCCAAGAAUCAGAGGUCUUUGCUUUGGCUUGUGAACAUGGACUCAUUAUGAAAGAUGAGGGAAACUACUUCAUAGAAGGGGAGCCUUUUACUAGUAGAGAAGCUGCUGAACAAUUUUUGGCUAAAAAUAAAAGGAUUUGUGACAAGUUAGUUAUGGACAUGAAAAGACUUUAUCUUUAAAAAAUUGGUUAAACCUCCAAAUUUUCCAUGGAUGGUCUUAGCCAAACAGAACUGCAGACAUUAGGUGAUUAAAAAACUUUGCAAUCAUAUUAAGGCAUAAGUAUUGCUUUCAAUUGGCAUCAACCACUUUGUAGACGAGCAAACUGCAUUUUAAGUUACUGGAAUUCUCGGGUGCUAUGACGUGACCAUGUGAAAAACACUUUGGAGCUAGGUGUUGAGUACUGCAAAAUCACAGUAGAAAAAGUGAAAUUUGAUUGCUCUUUGUAAACCAUUUGAAACCUGCUUAUGUAUUAGGAAAUAUUUAUUGUAUUCAUUAGUCAAACCAUUUGAAACCUGCGAUGUAAAUGAUGAGUUGCCUUGUUUUCUGUUACCCCCUCCCUAAUUCCAAGUUAGAUUCUUAGAUUUUAUGUAUUCAUUGGAUGAAUCUGUGUAUGUGUAUCCCUUUUCCUGGUUCCUA
This is a messenger RNA of Medicago truncatula (barrel medic), 1843 nucleotides long. Its product is annotated as DNA repair protein recA homolog 2, mitochondrial. NCBI's taxonomy places the organism in Eukaryota, Viridiplantae, Streptophyta, Magnoliopsida, Fabales, Fabaceae. The record is from RefSeq and is a predicted model, not a curated record. Gene Ontology annotation, biological process: DNA repair. Gene Ontology annotation, molecular function: ATP binding; ATP hydrolysis activity; single-stranded DNA binding. Bases 205 to 1386 code for a protein of 393 amino acids. The transcript is spliced from 8 exons.